Hyla sarda is the source of this 2962-nucleotide messenger RNA. It is a transcript of the gene ACHE, whose product is annotated as acetylcholinesterase (Cartwright blood group). The record is from RefSeq and is a predicted model, not a curated record. Gene Ontology annotation, cellular component: plasma membrane. The transcript is spliced from 4 exons. Bases 176 to 1978 code for a protein of 600 amino acids. Lineage: Eukaryota; Metazoa; Chordata; Amphibia; Anura; Hylidae. Gene Ontology annotation, molecular function: acetylcholinesterase activity. Gene Ontology annotation, biological process: acetylcholine catabolic process; choline metabolic process.
GAUGGAGGCAGAGGCGAGAGGAGGAGUCAACCAGAGGCUGGAGAGAGUAAGAGACAUUGAGAUAAGCAGAGGGAGAGAUAGACAGACAGAGGGAGAGAGUGAAUGCAGAGCUAGAGAACCAUACACUGACGAGAUCUGUUCAGAUUGUCUCAGGUAAUUUCAGUGAGGACCAGUCAUGCAGUUCUUGUCUAUCAUAUUGUUUGGUUUCUGCACCCUCUCUCUCCUCUUGUCUCACGUGCUCGGUCAAAGUGAUUCGGAACUUUUGGUCACCACCCGUUCGGGUAAAGUGAGAGGGACCCGGAUGCAUGUCCUUUCCAACCAUGUCACUGGAUUUCUAGGAAUUCCAUUCGCAGAGCCACCAGUCGACAAGUUAAGGUUUCGACGGACAGAGCCGAAAAAGCCAUGGAGUGAUGUUUGGGAUGCCACCACUUAUCCUAAUGCCUGUUACCAAUACUUUGACACCUUGUAUCCUGGUUUCUCUGGAAUGGAAAUGUGGAAUCCUAAUAGGCCUAUGAGUGAGGACUGCUUGUACCUUAACAUCUGGGUCCCUUCCCCUCGCCCUACAAAUGCAACAGUCAUGGUCUGGAUCUAUGGUGGUGGCUUCUACAGUGGAUCCUCUUCCCUUGAUGUUUAUGAUGGUCGCUAUCUAUGUCACUCAGAAAAUGUUAUAGUAGUUAGCAUGAAUUACCGUGUGGCAGCAUUUGGUUUUCUGACACUGACACCAGGAAAUGCAGAUGCUCCAGGGAACGUGGGUUUAUUUGACCAACGUCUUGCACUUCAGUGGAUCCAAGAUAACAUAGGGUUUUUUGGUGGUGACCCUAGGACUGUGACUAUCUUUGGAGAGAGUGCCGGGGGUGCCUCUGUUGGCAUGCAUGUACUCUCUCCAGGUAGCCACCAUUUAUUCUCUAAAGCUAUACUGCAAAGUGGUUCUCCAAACACACCAUGGGCAACUGUUACACCUCAAGAGGGUCGGCGCCGAGCUGAGCUGUUGGGGAAGCUGCUCGAUUGUAAGCAGGGUAAUGAUACAGAGCUGUUGAAUUGUCUCCGGACAAAACCAGCACAGAAACUUAUUGACAACGAGUUUUCGGUCCUUCCGGCACCAAGUGUCUUCCGUUUUGCCUUUGUUCCUGUGGCGGAUGGAGACUUUUUCCCAGACACCCCUGAAACCCUAAUGAAUAUGGGCAGGUUUAAGCAGUGUCCGCUGAUUUUAGGUGUCAACCAAAAUGAAGGGUCCUACUUCUUACUUUAUGGAGCACCUGGCUUCAGCAAGAACAACGAGAGCUUAAUUACCCGGGAGGAGUUCCUCGGUGGGGUGAGGAUGAGUGUCCCUCAUGCCAAUGACAUUGCUCUUGAAGCAGUCGUGAUGCAAUAUACAGACUGGGCAGAUGAACAUGCUCCAAUAAAAAACAGGGAAGCUAUGGACCAGAUAGUGGGCGACCACAAUGUCAUUUGCCCCAUGACUCACUUUGCUGGAAAGAUGACAGAAUUUGGGAACGAUGUAUAUGCUUAUUACUUCGACCACCGAGCAUCCAACUUGGCUUGGCCACAAUGGAUGGGUGUUCCACACGGGUAUGAAAUUGAGUUUAUCUUUGGUCUUCCUCUGGAGCCGAAACUAAACUACACCAAACAAGAAGCAGACCUGAGUCGGCGAAUAAUGCGAUACUGGGCCAACUUCGCACGGACUGGGAACCCUAAUGAGAAUACUAAUUCCCGCCAAGCAAAAUGGCCUCUGUACACUGGACCAAAACCAAGGUAUAUAGCACUGAAUAACAAGCCUGCCCAGGAGCUAAUGGGAAUAAGAGUCCAAACGUGCACCUUCUGGAACCGUUUCCUGCCCAAACUACUCAACAUCACAGAUAACAUCGAUGAAGCCGAGCGCCAGUGGAAGGUGGAAUUCCAUCGUUGGAGCGCCUACAUGAUGCGAUGGAAGAACCAGUUUGACCAUUACAGCAAGCAGGAUCGCUGCAGCGAGCUGUGACCUCACUGUGACAUCACUGAACCAACUCCCCUGCUCUUCUACACACAAACAAAAAAAAAAAAGCGAACAGUGACAUCACUAUGACAUCAUCAUCAUGUCGCCGCACAGAUUCCUUAUAUACACACAGCAAGAGUCGAGGGGGUAGGCACUCACCCGUCCCCGUCCGCCCCCUUGUGUUAUGCCUUGAAAAGCAAGGCACACGUAAGGACAUUAACACCAUACCACCCACCCAAGUCAUGUGAUUGUUCCCUUCCUUUGUAUGUUCUAUACGUCCCCUGAAGUCCACCACCCCCUAACCAUGUGUGUUCCGGGGGGGAAUAUCCCUGUAUGACGCUGUGAUUCCCUUGUCCGCAUGUCCAUCUGUAUAUAGUGUUCGAUGAUAUAAAGAUAUAAAUAUAUAUAUAUAAAUAUAUAUAUAAUAUAUACAUAUUUCUAAUAUAUAUAUGGAGGGAGAUUUUAUGUGUAAAAUUAUUUAUUUGUGAUGCUGUGAACGUUGCCCCCUCUGCCAGGGGCUUGAGCCAUGAGGGUACCAGGCAAAAGAGGGCAAACGUGCUUCAUCCUAUAGACUAUACUGUACUGCAGCUCACACCAGCCUCAUAAGCUAUUCGAUUUCUUCAUGUGCAUCUAGAAUGGUAUUACCGCCAUACCUAAAGGAGAAGACCACUUAUAAGGUCACACACCCACCCCCUGCUGUGACGGAGGCAGCACCUUGAGCACUUCAUGGCGGACACAUCCUCAGCCAUAGUCCCCGAGAUGUGUUCUAGUCUUACUAUGGGGAACCUUCUAGCACUUCAGCUGCCCAGCCUUAUGAGCCCCAGUUGAUGUGGACUUCCCAUGUUCUCCUUUAAGUCCCAUGUUCCUCAGCUGGUUUGUGCAGUAAACCAAAGGUCCCUCAGAUCUGCUAGAAGCCAUAUUUAUGGUCUAGCCCAACCUUUUAUGCACUUAAUCCUUCACUUGUGAUAUUGUAAAAAAAAAAAAAAAGAU